AUCUCCCUCCAACCUUUUCCUUCUCUUCUUCGUCUCUGUCUCUCGGACCCCCCCCCCUUCUCCCUAUCUCUCUGAGGCUCAGCUAGCGAGGACGAACACAGCUAUAAUAGCUAGCGUGCUGCUGGCUGCUGCAGCCUCGAACGAACAAGAGCUUCUCGAUCGUGGCAUUGCCAGCCCCGGAGAUGGCGUCUCGGGAGGGAGGAGGAGGCGCGGCGGCGGCGGCGGCGGGGCGGCCGGCGCUGCGGGUGGGGCGGGCGCGGGAGUACCGGACGGGCAUGGACACGGAGCUGCUGUCCGUCGACGGCGGCGGCGCGGCGGCGCCGGUCAACCUCUUCGUGCUCUGCGGUGACCGCUUCGAGGCCGCGCAGCUCUUCCGGUCGGGGCCCCUCUCCCUGCGCAUGCUCCGCGUCGAGGGCCACCCCGUGUCCAUGGCCUCCUGCACCGUCGCCGACCACCAGUGGAUGCUCGCGCGCGACGCGCUCGUGGCGCGGGUCGGCGCGCGCGCCUUCGUCUUCGAGCUCCCCGGCUUCUUCUACGCCGUCGUCGUGCCGCCCGCCGCCGACCGCAAGUGCGCCACCAUGGCCGACAUCUUCUCGCGCUUCUGCUCCUACCACGACCUCACCAGGCCGGACGGUGCGAUCGACGACGACGAAGCUGGCGAGAUCGACCAGAACCCGUGGGCCCGCGCCCACGCCCGGAUACAGCAGCGCAUCAGGAGCCACCACGCCUCGCCGCCCGGAGGACACGCCGCCGCCGACGCGCCGCCUCCCGACCGCGCCAGGCAGAUGGAGCGCGCCGUCCGCACGUCCGCGGUCGUCAAGCUUCUCACCCGCUCCCUCCUCGCCGGGGUGCUCCAGCCCGCCCGCCACCUCACUAUCGCCGUGGGCGGCAAUGCCGGCGCGGCGCUGCCGAGCAAGUCGGUCGUGUCCGACCUCCUCGAUGCCAUCGAGACGAACCGGGCCGCGCCCCGCCGCGACACGCGCCGCGGGCCCGGCGGCGGCCUGGUCGGGUGGUGGAGCCUCAACGUGGAGGGCAUAAUGCUGCUGCUCAGGGUCGUCCAGGCAGUCCGGGGGAGGAAGCAUCUGGCGGCGCCGGCGCCGGCGGCGGGGGAGAAGAGGCCGCGCGAUGAGGGAUCCGGCCGCGACGGCAUGAGGGGCGGGGUCAUUGGCGGCGGCGGCGGCGGCGUUCGGCGGCGGGUCGGCGCGGCGCUGGUGCGGCGGAAGGCCGAGGAAGCUGGGUACCGUUGGCGCCUGCGGGAGCUCUUGACGUCUACGUGUCGGUCGUUCCCGAAGGGGAACCGAGAUUAAUUAGCAAGACAAAUAGUAAUUAGCCAGGUUGGUUUAUUAGGAUAAUUACUUAAUUAGAGACCGGUUUGACUUGUUAAUCUGCUGUCUUUGUUUGCAUCAAUCUAUACCUAUUUCUAAAGCACGGAAGCAAUCAUUCAUA
Molecule: messenger RNA, 1446 nt
Organism: Panicum virgatum (switchgrass)
Lineage: Eukaryota; Viridiplantae; Streptophyta; Magnoliopsida; Poales; Poaceae
Exons: 2
Coding region: 183-1307 (374 amino acids)
Cellular component (GO): plasma membrane
Source: RefSeq, a predicted model, not a curated record